Messenger RNA from Trichomonas vaginalis G3, 510 nucleotides. RefSeq lists its product as uncharacterized. NCBI's taxonomy places the organism in Eukaryota, Parabasalia, Trichomonadida, Trichomonadidae. The coding region runs from base 1 to 510 and encodes 169 amino acids. The record is from RefSeq and is a predicted model, not a curated record. The transcript has a single exon.
AUGGAACCUAACGAAAGAGAUCUCGCAAAGGCGACAAUGCUUUUUAACAUGUAUCAAGUAAGCUAUGUUGCAAAACGUACACAAUUUAUUAUUAUAACAAAUACACAACUUACAAAAUCAGAGCAAUUACACGUUAAAGCAACAGCAACAUGCAUGAGAAGAUUAAACGGUGUAGUUUUUCUUGAUGCAGAUGGAUUCGAACCAAUUCGCAUCACUGGCGAUGAAGGCGUUAAGUCCGUUUCAUGGGGUCAGGUCAAUUCUCCAAACGGUCCUAUAAAAUUUAUAUCAUGCGGAAUAAAAACAUCGAGAAUACCAAUUUCAAUGUGGGGUCAGACAGAAGAAAUGAAUCUAUGGUACGACGCCCUCCGCUAUAUCAUCGCAGGUUUACCUCCAGAAACGCCAGAUUCUCUCCGAAAGAGAGAUCUCUUACUUAGUGGAAUACAGUUCAUACCAACCGAAAGAGAAAAAGAACCCGAAAUUCCACCUCCACCCCCAGACUUGAAUUGGUAA